AUGGGAUGUAUAUUUAGUGGACGUGUGGAGCCUGCUGCAGUUCAGAAGUCGUGUGAAGACAUUCUGGAUGAUGACAUUAACGAUGAAAUAUUUCGUGAAAAUAAAAUAAAAUCGGCGGAAGAAAUAUCAAAUGGAAAAACAACAUCACAACUGAAGGAGCCAGAUGCAUUUCGAGAUGUACAGAAAAGAGAAACGGGCGUCAUAGUUUAUCAAAACACAACUGACAAAGAACAAUGGGAUUUCUCAGAUAUAGACAGAUAUGCCUUACAAGCAACAUAUCAUACAGAAAUGUCUGUUGAAACACUUGCAAAUCAGUUAUCAAAUCCUGUACAGAAUACAUUGGAAACUGUCAGAGCAAUUUACGUGUGGAUAACAAACAACAUUAGAUAUGAUACAGAUGAAUUAAAGGGUGAUAAUAAAAGACUUUCGGAUCCACAAGUAGUUCUAAAACGUAGAACGUGUGUGUGCACUGGGUAUGCAAAGUUGUUUGAAGCCUUAUGCAGGUCUGAACCAGUAAAAAAAUUUUCGAAAACUGACGAAUACAACUGUAAAAUAAUCGAACCUGUCUACAGACAAAUCCCUACUUGUACAAAAAUCAGAUUUAGGAUGAAAUGUAACAGAAAUUUAGAGAUCUGUUUUCGCACUGAACAGAAAUACACUAUAAAGUCAGAUGGGGCCGACGAGGAUAUAUCAUUUCCAAAGAACGAUGGUUUAUGGGAAUUUUUGUCCGACGCCAACAAUUAUGGAUUUCAAAAUACUGGAUAUUAUAAACUAACGAUAUUCUCCGAAACAGAUUCCAAGAAUCACAAGACAGGGACAUUUCUCAUAGACUGCACUGAGCCAGCAAAUCCAUGCCUACCGUUUCCAACAACUUUUGCAGAAACACACGAAUACAAUUGUGUUCUUAUAGAGCCUUUAGACGGUAUACUUCCUGCAAAUUCUAGCAUAACAUGUAGAUUUAGAUCAUCUAUAAUAUUAUCAGCAAUUGUUAAUGGACAUAUGAUGACAAAGGCGGGAAGUGAAUGGAUUAUAACAACUACUACACCUAGCACUGGGGAAGCAUUUGACAUCGCUGGAAACCAGUGA
Messenger RNA from Mytilus californianus (California mussel), 1086 nucleotides. RefSeq lists its product as uncharacterized. Lineage: Eukaryota; Metazoa; Mollusca; Bivalvia; Mytilida; Mytilidae. The record is from RefSeq and is a predicted model, not a curated record. The coding region runs from base 1 to 1086 and encodes 361 amino acids. The transcript is spliced from 9 exons.